AUUCCCCCUUGUGGUCUGUCUGUCUGUCUGUCUCUGUCUUAUGACGCAUCCAACUCUCUCCAUCUAUGUUACUCUACCAGAGAGGUAUCUGACUAAUUAUUGAUUCAACUAACUUCACUUUUGGCUUUUCUACCUUACUUGAUCUACUGAGGUUCUAUAUCCGACAUUUCUUCAAAACACUUACAACACCCCACCUAGCCGACGCGCCCGCUUGGGCUGCAUCAUCACCACAAUCAUGGACGUCGUUGCUGCAGUAUCCGGGUACAUCUCCAAGAUGGUCACCACGGGAGACACAGCAUCGGCUACGGGAUCUUCAUCGUCAACCAAGAUGAAGAUCUUGCUUCUCGACAGUGAGACAGUGGGAUCUGCGUUCUACUGCCGAGUGCAGUGAAAGCUCAAUUUGGAGGCUGACUCUUGUAAUGCACAGAUGCCCAUUGUAUCGACGGCUAUCACACAAUCAGCCCUUUUGAGUCAUGAAGUAUACCUCAUCGAUCGCUUGGACAAUACCGCCCGCGAAAAGAUGCGACAUCUGCGUUGUCUGUGCUUCGUGCGCCCGUCCCCGACUUCCAUCCAAUUCCUCAUCGACGAGCUUCGUGAGCCCAAGUACGGAGAGUACCAUAUUUACCUGAGCAAUAUUAUUCGCAAGUCUUCCUUGGAGCGACUGGCGGAAGCAGAUGGGCAUGAAGUGGUGCGCGUGGUGCAGGAGCACUUUGCCGACUUCCUUGUCGUCAACCCCGACCUGUGCUCUCUGAACCUCGGGUUUCCGAACCAGCGAUUGUGGAGCCACUCGCCGGACCUGUGGAAUGCAGACGCUUUGCAGCGAGCGACAGAAGGCGUGAUUGCCCUGUUGCUGGCGCUCAAGAAAAACCCUCUGAUCCGCUAUGAGAAGAACAGCUUGUUGGCUAAGAAAUUGGCUACAGAAGUCCGCUACCAGGUGACUCAGGAGGAGCAGUUGUUCAAUUUCAGGAAGACCGACACGCCUCCUAUUCUGCUUAUUCUGGACCGAAGAGAUGACCCCAUCACGCCUUUGUUGACGCAGUGGACAUACCAGGCGAUGGUUCACGAAUUACUGGGAGUCACCAACGGACGAGUAGACCUGCGCGAUGUGCCUGACAUUCGACCCGAGCUCCGGGAAAUUGUCCUUUCGCAGGACCAAGAUCCGUUCUUCAAGAAGAACAUGUAUCAGAACUUUGGCGACCUGGGUCAGAACAUCAAGGAGUACGUCGAGCAGUAUCAGACGAAGACUCAGAAUACCAUGAACAUCGAGUCCAUUGCGGACAUGAAGCGCUUCGUGGAAGAUUACCCCGAGUUCCGCAAACUCUCCGGUAAUGUGAGCAAGCACGUCACGCUGGUCGGCGAGCUCAGCCGACGAGUUGGGGAGGAUAACCUACUCGACGUCAGUGAGUUGGAGCAGAGUUUGGCCUGCAAUGACAAUCACGCGAAUGACCUCAAGACACUACAGAGAAUCAUUCAGCUAUCCACGGUACCGGCGGAGAACAAGAUCCGCUUGGUAGCCCUAUAUGCCCUCCGAUACGAAAAGCAGCCUUCCAAUGCCCUUCCGGUUUUACUUGACCUCUUGGUAACAGCAGGGGAUGUUCCCUCCUACAAGGUCAACAUCAUACCGAAGCUUCUUGCCUAUCAUCAUUCUCUCCAGGCACCCCGGUUGCGGGGACUCAAAGGUGUCGAAAAUGUAUACACACAACACUCACCGCGACUUGAAGUGACACUACAAAAUCUCAUCAAAGGCAGAUUGAAAGAGUUACAGUACCCCUUCCUCGAAGGCAGUAGCCACAUUCGGGAGAAGCCACAGGACAUCAUCAUCUUUAUGAUCGGCGGUGCAACCUACGAAGAGGCCAAGAUGGUGGCCCAAGUCAAUGCUAGCUCACCUGGAGUGCGUGUGGUAUUAGGAGGCACGACCAUCCACAACAGUACCUCUUUCUUGGAAGAAGUUGACGAUGCUGUGAGCGGGUGGCCUGAGCCUGGCCCUUCCACGGCCGCUGGACGGCUUCGAAGAGAGAUCGGACGAUAGAUGCCGAUCGCGUUGUUUCUGUCUUACAGUUCGUCCCUUGGGGCGCUGGCGGUUGAUUAAUGGUGGCAUUACUCUGCUUAAAGUAAAUAGUUAUUAUAUCCCUGACGGAUGUCAUUAAUUUAACAGCUCAUGAAUAGAACGAGAGAGCAUGAAU
Messenger RNA from Aspergillus novofumigatus IBT 16806, 2183 nucleotides. Its product is annotated as Sec1 family protein. The coding region runs from base 428 to 2029 and encodes 533 amino acids. Gene Ontology annotation, cellular component: Golgi membrane. The record is from RefSeq and is a predicted model, not a curated record. Gene Ontology annotation, biological process: intracellular protein transport; vesicle-mediated transport. NCBI's taxonomy places the organism in Eukaryota, Fungi, Ascomycota, Eurotiomycetes, Eurotiales, Aspergillaceae. The transcript has 3 exons.